CAGAAGCUCCGCGCAGCUCCGCAGCAUCUUUGUGGAUUAUUAUCACACACGGAAACAUUAUUUAUUCAAAAUCCUCAACAGCGUGCCACCAGACGGGCCACACUCAUGCCCGUCGAGGCAGGACGGGGAGGGAGAAGCCUUUAAAAGUGGGGACAUUGUGGAGGAGGAGAGCGUGGUCACGUUUAGCUGGUGGACCUGCAGGGAGCAACAUCUCAGGGACAUGUCCACUAGCACUGCUAGAGGUCAUGGGGGUCUUAACCAACUAGGCGGAAUGUUUGUUAAUGGCCGUCCGCUCCCGGAGGUGAUCCGGCAACGCAUUGUGGACAUGGCACACCAGGGGGUGCGGCCUUGCGACAUCUCGCGGCAGCUCCGAGUCAGCCACGGCUGCGUCAGCAAGAUCCUGGGACGGUACUACGAGACGGGCAGCAUCAAACCGGGCGUGAUCGGGGGCUCCAAGCCCAAAGUGGCCACACCGAAGGUGGUGGAGAAGAUCGCGGAAUACAAGAGGCACAAUCCCACCAUGUUCGCCUGGGAGAUCAGGGACAGACUCCUGGCUGAGACGGUCUGUGACAGCGACACCGUGCCCAGCGUCAGCUCCAUCAACAGGAUCAUUCGAACCAAAGUCCAGCAGCCGUUUAAUCUCCCCCUGGAUGGGAAAGUUCUAAGUCCUGGGCAUACCUUGAUCCCCAGUUCCACCGUCACCCCGCCUGAGUCGCCGCACUCGGACUCUUUGGGGUCCACCUACUCCAUCAACGGCCUGUUGGGAAUACCUCAACCGAGCAGCGAGGGCAAGAGGAGCCAUGACGACAGUGACCAGGACAGUUGUCGACACAGCGUGGACUCUCAGGGCAGCGGCGGCGUUCCGAGGAAAACCAUGCGCCUCGACCACUUCUCGCAGCACGUGGAUUGCAGCUUCGAGCGUCCGCACUACCCGCCCGACUCCUUCGGCUCCGCCAACAAGACGGAACAGACUUUGUACCCGCUCUCGCUCAUCAGCGGCAGCCUGGAGGAGGCCAAAACCGGCCUGGUGGCCUCGAGCUCCGCCAUCGGACGCAAUCUGACGGCGCAUCAGACCUACGCCAUGGUGCCCGAGCCCCUCCAGUCCCUGCCGCUCUGUCUAAAGCAGGAAAUGUCCCCCGAGGUCACCAGCACGAGUCCCUCCUCUCCGAACAUGGCGUUCGUGGAGCUGCAGAAACCCCUUUCUGUCGGCAGCAGCUGCAGCAACCAUUACCCCAACUCCUACAACUCAUUCUCCCAUCAUGCACCUGUGUACGGCCAGUUCGGUAGCCAGUCCAUCAUGUCAGGGCGAGACAUGGUGAGCUCCACCCUGCCUGGGUACCCACCUCACAUCCCGCCGCCCGCCCAGUCAGGAUACUCCUCGUCGGCCAUCACCGGCGUUGUCGCAGCCGGCGGCGACUACUCGGCGCAGUCCUACAGCCACUCGCCCUACGCCUCCUACAGCGACGCCUGGAGGUUCACCAACUCCAGCAUACUGGGUACACCCUAUUAUUACAGCACAGCAUCCCGCACCGCUCACCCUUCGGCGGCCGCCUACGACCACCUCUAGUCCCCUUCUGGACGGCCCUUCGUGACCCGGAUAGCGAGUGACCUUGCAGACGAACCAGCAACCAAUAUUUUUUUGGUUUUUCUUUACAUCCUGGCAGACUGACAGCUGAUUAUUUAUUGGAUCCAGUAGCCCAUGCAGGGUAACUCAUCAGCAGACCUGAGCGCACGUUUACACAUCACCAGCCUUACGUCUCACAAGGUGCAUCUUUCCAGUACCGAGUUCUUAACUCUGUUUUUUGGCCAAAGACUUUUCUUUUUUUCCCCCCUCCUCGCACAUCUGACAAAGGAUAUGCAACAUCUCUUUAAUGAACUAUGCUUGUUUACAAAGCUUUGUUGUUUUUAAUUAAGAAUCUUGAUUUGUCUGCUUGAUUUCCAACAGCCAUGUUAUUUGUCUGGCAGAAUACUGUACAUACUGUAAAUGUUGAAUGAGCUACGAGGGGAUGUAAGGAAGAGGGGCUCCUCCGUACUUUUGUUUAGUUUGUCAUCAUGCUGAUGUACUGAUGGUGGGUAAAAAUUGUGACUAUUUUUAUUCAUAUGCUGUUGUUAAUAUUAUUGCAGAUGUA
This is a messenger RNA of Entelurus aequoreus (snake pipefish), 2129 nucleotides long. It is a transcript of the gene pax8, whose product is annotated as paired box 8. Gene Ontology annotation, biological process: anatomical structure development; regulation of transcription by RNA polymerase II. Gene Ontology annotation, molecular function: RNA polymerase II cis-regulatory region sequence-specific DNA binding; DNA-binding transcription factor activity, RNA polymerase II-specific. NCBI's taxonomy places the organism in Eukaryota, Metazoa, Chordata, Actinopteri, Syngnathiformes, Syngnathidae. The record is from RefSeq and is a predicted model, not a curated record. Bases 221 to 1567 code for a protein of 448 amino acids. The transcript is spliced from 12 exons.